Messenger RNA from Emiliania huxleyi CCMP1516, 690 nucleotides. RefSeq lists its product as hypothetical. Lineage: Eukaryota; Haptophyta; Isochrysidales; Noelaerhabdaceae. The transcript has 2 exons. Gene Ontology annotation, molecular function: calcium-dependent protein serine/threonine kinase activity; ATP binding; calcium/calmodulin-dependent protein kinase activity. The record is from RefSeq and is a predicted model, not a curated record. The annotation marks the transcript as partial. Gene Ontology annotation, biological process: protein autophosphorylation; intracellular signal transduction; peptidyl-serine phosphorylation. Gene Ontology annotation, cellular component: cytoplasm; nucleus.
GUGGUCCGCCUGCGUGAGGUGCUCGGUACGCCCUCGAGCGUCUAUCUCGUGCUGGACCGUGUCGCUGGCGUCGAGCUCUUCACGCUCGUCGAGCGGCAUGGAGCGCUGCCCGAGCCGUUUGUCGCGCCGCUGAUGGCGCAGCUCUGCCACGCGCUCGCCGCGCUGCACUCGAUCGGCGUCGUUCACUGCGACGUCAAGCCAGAGAACCUCAUCAUCUCGCACUACCCGGCGGAGGGGCGGGAGGCGGACGGCGAGUCGUCUCUGCCGCCGCAGCUCACGCUGAUCGACUUUGGGUACGCGGCGACGCUCGCAGAGGGCGAGAGCUGCGAGGGGCUCGCUGGGUCGCCAGAGUACGCCGCGCCCGAGGUGCUCACCUGGCUCAGCCGCGACCGCCGCGGAGAGCCGUACGGCGGCCCCGCCGACGUCUGGUCGGCGGCGGUGACUGCGCACGUCCUGCUGACGGCCGAGCUGCCCUUCGAGCUGCCCGACGCGGAGGACGCAGACGAGGAGGCGCUCGCGGAGGCGGCACGCCUCACCUCCCUCUCCUUCGAGCAGCCGGAGUGGGCCCUCGCGGAGCAGGCGAGGGCGUGGGUCGCGGCCUGCAUGGCGCCCAGCCAGGCCGACCGGCCGACCGCCUCGGAGGCGCGCGCGCUGCCCUGGCUGCAGAGGCACCCGGGCGACGUGACAGAG